Messenger RNA from Choloepus didactylus (southern two-toed sloth), 785 nucleotides. RefSeq names its product alpha-1-acid glycoprotein 1-like. NCBI's taxonomy places the organism in Eukaryota, Metazoa, Chordata, Mammalia, Pilosa, Megalonychidae. The record is from RefSeq and is a predicted model, not a curated record. The coding region runs from base 49 to 654 and encodes 201 amino acids. The transcript has 6 exons. Gene Ontology annotation, biological process: regulation of immune system process.
ACCCUCCGGCCACAUGUCUGCCCGACUCUGGGAGCCUCCUGCCGUGGCAUGGCACUGCCCUGGGCCCUCACAGCUCUGAGCCUCCUUCCUCUGCUGACCGCCCAGGACCCCACGUGUCCCUACCAGAAGGCCGUGCCGAUCACUGAUGCUAUCCUGGAGCGGCUCUCUGGCAAGUGGUUUUACAUCGCCGGAGUCUUUCGCAACCCUGAGCUGCAGCGGUUGAUUCGAGACGUCAAGGCAACCUUCUUUUACCUUACCCCCAACCUGAAGGAGGACACCAUACAGCUCAGAGACUACGAGACCAUUGGGGAUGAGUGCCACUACAGUGUCAACUCUAGGGACGUCCAGCGGCAGAACGGGACGUUGUCCAGAACAGUGCCGGACGGAGUACAAAUUGUCCACCUUUGGCUCAGCAAGGACCCCAAAGCCUUCAUAUUAUUAUUUGAACCAGAAGACGAGCAGAACCGGGGUCUAGCCUUCUACGCCCGGAAACAGAAGGUGACCAAGAAACAACUGAGGGAGUUCCAGGAAGCCCUCAAGUGCCUGGGCCUGCAGGACGAUGAAAUCCUGUACUUGGAUGGGAAAAAGGAUUUGUGCAGGCCCCUGGAUAAACAGCACAAGAAGGAGAGGAAGAAGGGAAAUGUGGAGUCCUAGGACACAAGGGUGAACUGAGACAGAGUUGGGGGCAGGCACCCUCGGGGAUCUGGACCUAUCUCAUCCCACUUCCAGCUCCUCGUCUCUCAGAUCUUUCCCUGGUUGCAUUAAUAAAGCUUCUGUAUUUGGGA